AGUGACGUUCUGAGUGUUGGUCUCCGCAGAGAUCCUCACCAUCGGUCUGAUCAAUCAGGCUCUGAGCCGCAGCGACCCUCAGAAGACGCUCUCGGCGCUGAUGCUGCCCUCCAGCGGCCUGCAGGACGUCCUGCCGCUCAACGCCGGACGCUACCACGACGUGCUGACCCGAGCCAAACGACACAAGGCUGAGCUGAGCCGGGACCCGGGAGCUGAGCUCUGGUUGGCUGACAUUCAGGACGCUGUGAGACUGGCCAAUCAGGACACUCAGAAAGCACUGAAGAUGUGUCUGGGUCUGGCGGCGGUCAAUCAGGCUGUAAAAGAGGGCCGAGCGUCUCAGACGUUGCGUGUUCUGCGUCUGCCAGAGGUGGCGCUGCGGAGCGUAGUGUCCGGAUGUGCUGAUGGGUAUCAGACGGAGCUGACCGCUCUGCUCCGCGCCAAAACACUGGAGGGUGAUAACAGAAGCCCGUGGAUGAGGACGAAGCUGCCAGACAGCAGCUCUUAUUUCUUUCAUCUGCAGAAGCUGGAGGGCACCUGGGAAAGACCUCAAGGCUUCGUGCAGAACAGCAGCUUCCUGACACACGAGGAGAUACAGGCCGUGUGCAGUAGUGUGACUGCGGCUCACAGCAGAGGAGUGCAGUGGAAGGCCAGUGAGCCGCUAGUUCUGCAGCUGCAGGCGCACAUGAGAGGAUUCCUGCUGCGACAGAAGCUCGCCGAGCGAUUGCACUUCCUGAACACACAGCUGCCCGCCGUCAUCACCAUCCAGUCUCACUGGAGGAGGUUGGUUCAGCAGAGAGAGUAUCGCCGCAGACUGCAGCAUCUCUACCAGAACUGGAGAGCCGUCGUCAAGAUCCAGGCCACGGUGAAGAUGUGGCUCGCCCGCAGGAGAUACCUCGCCCGCCUCGCUUACUUCCGGAGACACGUUGGAGCUAUAAUUCGGAUCCAGGCGUUCUUCAGAGCCAGCAGGACCCGAGAGGAGUAUCACUUACUGGUUCACUCCAGCGCUCCGCCGCUCUCCGUCGUGCGUAAGUUCGCUCACCUGCUGGAGUUUGGUGACAGUGACAUCCGUCAGGAGGGAGAGCUGCAGCGUCUCAGAGAGGACGUGGUGAGGUCCAUCCGGGCCAACAGACAGCUGGAGGCCGACCUGGACCUGAUGGACCUGAAGAUCGGCCUGCUGGUCCGCAACAGAGUCACACUACAGGAGGUGGUGUCUCACUGUAAGAAGCUCACUAAGAAGAAUAAGGAGCAGUUGAGUGACAUGAUGGCUCUGGACAAACACAAAGGCCUGAAAGCUCUUAGUAAAGAGAAGAGAGACAAACUGGAAGCCUAUCAGCACCUCUUCUACCUGCUGCAGACCCAGCCGCUGUAUCUGGCUCAGCUGAUCUUCCUGAUGCCUCAGAAUAAAAGCACCAGGUUCAUGGAGACAGUGAUCUUCACGCUCUUCAACUACGGCUCUGACUGCAGAGAGGCCUUCCUGCUGCUGCAGCUCUUCACCGCCGCGCUCCGCCACGAGAUCCAAGUGAAGGUGGACCGGCCGCAGGAAGUGGUCACAGGAAGUCCCACCGUCAUCAAGAUGCUGGUGAGUUUCUACCGUCACGCUCGCGGUCAGAACGCGCUGAAGGACGUCCUGGGACCCUCCAUCAGAGACAUGCUUCAGGACCGAAGCCUCAACAUCCGCACCGACCCCCUGGAGAUCUACAAGAGCUGGAUCAACCAGACCGAGAGCCAGACGGGACAGAAGAGUGGUUUGCCGUAUGAGGUGAGCGUCGAGGAGGCUCUGAGUCACUCUGAGGUCCAGCAGAGGCUGAGCAUCUCCAUCACCAACCUGAAGAACCUGACGGAGCGCGUCUUACACGCCAUCAUCAGCAACACACACAAGCUACCGUACGGUUUGCGUUACACUGCUAAAGUUCUGAGAGACGCCCUGCAGGAGAAGUUUCCUCAGGCCGGUGAAGACGAGCUCUACAAGAUCGUGGGUAAUCUGAUCUACUAUCGCUACAUGAACCCUGCGAUCGUGGCUCCGGACGGCUUUGACGUGGUGGAGUUCGGGGCUGGUUCUGCUCUGCUGCCGGGUCAGCGGCGGACACUGGGCUCCAUCGCCCGCAUCCUGCAGCACAGCGCCGCGCUCAAACACUUCCACGGAGACUCAGCACACCUGAGAGCUCUGAACGAGUACAUCACACACACUCACAGCCGCUUCAGGAAGUUCCUGCGUGCUGUGUGUGACGUGCCUGAGCCGGAGGAACGCUUCAACAUCGAUGAAUAUUCCGAGACGCUGAUCCUCAACAGACCCGUGAUCUACAUCUCCAUCAGUGAACUCAUCAACACACACAGACUGCUGCUGGAGCAUCAGGACUGUCUGUGUCCCGAUCCGUCGGAUCCUCUUCAGCAGCUGCUGCAGGAUCUGGGCUCCGUGCCGUCUGUUCAGGAUCUCAUAGGAGAAGGGCAGCUCAACCCUUCAGAUCCUAAUGCGGAGCAGACUUUAUCAAAGAUGGAGGUUUCUCUGACCCUCACCAGCAAGUUUGACGUCUUCAAGAGCUCUGAUGAGAAGCCUGAUGCGCGAGGGAUCCUGCUGAGCACUAAGCAGUUGAUCAUCGAUGUGAUCAGAACGCAGCCCGGUGACACACUCAGUGAGGUGCUGCGAGUCUCCGCCUCCAGAGAUCAGGAGGUGCAGCACGGCUGGAUGAUGCAUAUGAUGGAUCUGAGAGAUAAGAGAGAAGCACGGAGACCGGAGAAGGUGAAGAGUAGGAUCGCAGACGGGAACCUGACGCUGGAGGAGAAGAAGAGGAAGAUCCAGAGGAACCUGAGGAGACUGGAGACCAUCGGGGCCCUCAGCCCCCCCGACACACACACACAGAUACUGCAGCUCAUCGCAAAGGACAUCCGUCAUCAGCGUGUGUAUCGUCAGCGGCGUCAGGCGGAGCUGGUCAAACUCAGAGAGACACUGAACUCCCUGCAGUGCAAGAGCUGCUUCCACUCAGAGCAGGUGGAUUAUUACAGCCAGUACAUCCACACCUGCCUGCAGAACCUCACCAACAGUAAAGUCAAUGGGAAGAAAGCGUCUGACAGUAAAGGGAAGAAGAAGCGGGCGACUCUCUCGUACACAGCUGCACGUCUGCAUGAGAAAGGAGUUCUGCUGGAGAUUGAAGACCUGCCCGUCACACAGUUCAAGAACGUGAUCUUUGACAUCGUUCCCGGUGACGAGGACGGCACGUUCCUGGUGAAGGCUCGUUUCAUGGGGGUGGACAUGGAGAGAUUCCCGCUCAAAUAUCAGGAUCUGCUGCAGCUGCAGUACGAGGAAGUCGCCGUGAUGAAGAUGUUUGAUAAAGCCAAAGUCAACGUCAAUCUGCUCAUCUUCCUCCUCAACAAGAAAUUCUUCAAGAAGUGAUCUGAUUCCUGUAACACUCCAGAUAAACUGCUGCUUUAUGCUCCCAGUGUAUUUUAUUUUAUUACCAAAAAUUACUCUGGAUAUAUUCAUGACGCUAUCAUAUAUAUACGUUUAAUUAUUAAUCAUUUUCAUUUAGAAUGAAGCUUUACUUUAAUUGAGUGAAUCACAGAAGAUGUAGAGAAAACACUAGUAAUAGUUAUCCAGCGGUUAUCAGGUGCAACACUAUUUUAGUUGAAAGUGUCUCAAAAUAAUAAUUCUGUGUAAAUAUUUUCUGUCGUUCUGUCUGUUUUCUCUUCUGAAAUUUCCUCUUCCUCUCGUCUGCUUUUAUGUCAUUUAUGAGUGUCCAGU
This is a messenger RNA of Cyprinus carpio (common carp), 3736 nucleotides long. It is a transcript of the gene iqgap3, whose product is annotated as IQ motif containing GTPase activating protein 3. Gene Ontology annotation, cellular component: cytoplasm. Gene Ontology annotation, biological process: regulation of GTPase activity; regulation of actin cytoskeleton organization. The record is from RefSeq and is a predicted model, not a curated record. The coding region runs from base 101 to 3388 and encodes 1095 amino acids. The transcript is spliced from 24 exons. NCBI's taxonomy places the organism in Eukaryota, Metazoa, Chordata, Actinopteri, Cypriniformes, Cyprinidae. Gene Ontology annotation, molecular function: actin filament binding; GTPase activator activity; calmodulin binding.